AUGUCUGGCAAGCUUGACCAGUCUCUUGACGAGAUCCUCUCCACUCAGCGUCGCUCCUCCGGCGGUCCCCGUCGUCGCUCUCAGCGCCGUUCCACUGGUCGCCCUGCGGCCGCUGCCCCAGUCGGCGGUGUUCAGAAGACAUCGAAGCCUGCGCGUGCCGCCGCAAACAAGCCCAACGCCGCUAAGCCCUCGCAAGGCUCUGGUGACAGCAAGGUCAUCGUGAGCAACCUGCCCAAGGAUGUCUCCGAGCAACAGAUCAAGGAGUACUUCCUCACUUCAGUUGGACCCAUCAAGAGGGUAGAAAUCUCCUACGGACCCAACUCCGUCAGCCGCGGCAUCGCGAACAUUACCUUCCGUGACGCGGAUGGCGCUAGCAAGGCCUUCCAGAAGCUGAACGGUCUUCUCGUCGACAACCGCCCCAUCAAGAUUGAGAUUGUUGUCAGUGCUUCUCAAGCUGCCAACGUCAUCCCCCCCUCCAAGACUCUUGCUGAGCGCACUUCUCAGCCCAAGGCUCAGCCCAAGUCGGCUGCCAUCAACAAGCGCAACGCCAAUGCCAGCAAGGGUCCCGCUGCUGGAAAUGCUCAGGCUGGCAAGAAGCCACGCCGUGCUCGCUCUGGUCGUCCCGCCAAGAAGACUCAGGAGGAACUUGACUCCGAGAUGGCUGACUACUUCGAGUCUGGCAACGCUAACAACGAGAAUGCUGCGGCUCCCGCCCCGGCUGCCACGAACGGCGAUGCCGCCAUGGAGGAGGACAUCAUGUAA
Colletotrichum siamense is the source of this 762-nucleotide messenger RNA. It is a transcript of the gene mlo3, whose product is annotated as mRNA export protein mlo3. Gene Ontology annotation, cellular component: nucleus. The record is from RefSeq and is a predicted model, not a curated record. Gene Ontology annotation, molecular function: mRNA binding. The coding region runs from base 1 to 762 and encodes 253 amino acids. Lineage: Eukaryota; Fungi; Ascomycota; Sordariomycetes; Glomerellales; Glomerellaceae. Gene Ontology annotation, biological process: mRNA export from nucleus. The transcript is spliced from 5 exons.